CGCACACACAUGUGGAUGGCUGUCUGUAGGAAGGCGCAAUGUAAGUGCUCCGCAGAAGCCUCCGCCAAUCAGCGCUCCCAGCCCACAAAUCACCUCCCUGGGUCAUGAGCUUGGAGAUAGCCCAGCUUUGCGUAUAGAGACACAGGCGAGGGACCCACAUGAUUUGGGAACAGAUCGGGAAAUUCUCCUCCGUUUAACAUAUUGUUUCUUUUGUGCAAUCGCGCUCAGCCGUCGACGGCGAAAAGAAGCCUCGUCACGCCCAAGCUACGUUUAUAUGUCGCUGUUGGUAUUUGGAUGAUAUUCGGAUCCGAGACAUGUUCAAUUCCGGCUCAUCCAUUCAGCGCUGGCAGUGGGAAGCCGUUUUAUCCCGAUAGACACGAUGGCUGGAGAAGCCCAUAGACUGCGCCGUAACCGGCUCUGCUCGCUCAUUUUACCGGCACUGCUGCUGCUGACCGUCGCCUGGCCGACACAGCUUGUGGCUUUUCCGACCUCCCUUAGCGACUGCCAAACGCCCACAGGCUGGAACUGUUCCGGUUUUGAUGACAAAGAAAACGAUCUCUUUCUUUGUGACACCAAUACAUGUAAAUUUGAUGGUGAGUGUUUAAGAAUUGGAGACAGUGUAACCUGCGAUUGCCAGUUCAAGUGUCCCCAUGAUUACAUCCCAGUUUGUGGCUCCAAUGGUGUCACUUUUCGCAAUGAAUGCUACCUAAGAGGCGCUGCCUGCAAACAACAGAGUGAAAUACUUGUAGUUUCUGAAGGAUCCUGUAUAGCAGAUGGUGGAUCUGGCUCAGGUGAUGGAGUGAAUGAAGGCUCUGGGGAAACAGUCCAAAAAGAAACAUCUACUUGUGACAUAUGCCAGUUUGGAGCAGAAUGUGAUGAGGAUGCAGAAGAUGUGUGGUGCGUCUGUAACAUUGACUGUUCACAUAUCAGCUUCAAUCCGGUCUGUGCUUCAGAUGGGAAAUCCUAUGACAAUCCAUGUCAAAUCAAAGAAGCUUCAUGUCAGAAACAGGAAAAAAUUGAAGUCAAAUAUUUGGGUCGAUGUCAAGAGAAUACUACAGAAAGUACAAAAUCUGAAGACAGUCAUUUUGCAAGAACAGAUUACACAGAGAAUGCAAAUAAAUUAGAAGAGACUGCAAAGGGUCUUUAUAUUCCAUGCCCUGAACAUUAUGUUGAUUAUUGUGUACAUGGGAGGUGUGAGCACACUGUUAACAUGCUGAAGCCAUGGUGUAGGUGUGAUACAGGCUACAGUGGGUCUCACUGUGAAAAGAAAGACUUCAAUGUGUUAUACGUGGUUCCAGGUCCAGUCCGUUUUCAGUAUGUCUUAAUAGCUGCUGUGAUUGGAACUAUUCAAAUUGCUGUCAUUUGCAUUGUUGUCCUCUGCAUAACAAGAAAAUGUCCAAGAACCAACAGAAUCUAUAGACAAAAACAAAAUCUGGGCCACUACAGUUCAGACAACACAACAAGAGCAUCAACCCGUCUAAUAUAAAGCAGCAUGCUUCCAUAAUGGCAAAACUUUCAUAUAAAAUCUUGGACUAGAAAAUACUGAGAGAUUUAAACUGCUUGCCUUGCAUUUAUGGUAGUAUAUUCCAAUGAAUUUGUGCUACUAUUGUACUUUAAUAUGUAUGAGUAUACUUGAAAUAAAGAGUAUAAUUUGUGUUGUUCUUUUCUGUAAUGUACAUAAACUGUUUAUAAUAUUUUUCCUUUUAAUGUAUUUGUAAUAUAUAAUAAAUACUCAUCUAUGAGAAA
Messenger RNA from Xenopus laevis (African clawed frog), 1746 nucleotides. It is a transcript of the gene tmeff2.L, whose product is annotated as transmembrane protein with EGF like and two follistatin like domains 2 L homeolog. Gene Ontology annotation, cellular component: membrane. Bases 380 to 1486 code for a protein of 368 amino acids. The transcript is spliced from 10 exons. Lineage: Eukaryota; Metazoa; Chordata; Amphibia; Anura; Pipidae. Gene Ontology annotation, molecular function: serine-type endopeptidase inhibitor activity. Gene Ontology annotation, biological process: response to stress. The record is from RefSeq and is a predicted model, not a curated record.